AUGAGGACGUUGAUGGUGACCGACGGGACGCUGGGCAGCGUGCGCGCAAUGGUGGCACUCGGCUGCGGCCUGGUGAAGCGAGGCCACAAGCCGGUGCUGGUGGCGUGCCCCGCCCGCUUUCGUGCGCUGGUCGAGGACUACGGCCUCCGCUGGACCGCCUUCAACCCCGCACCCCUCGCCCCCUCCCGCUCCUUCCUCACGUUUGCGGAGGCGCUGGAGGAGGUGUGCAGGCGCGAGGGGAUCGACCAAACGAGGGACUCGACGGCGACGCAGCAGCGCACCUGCAUCGUCGGCGAACACUCGAGCCUCCACGCCGCCUACUCGUUGGCGGAGAAAUUUGCCAUCUGCUGGGUGGGGGUCUUCUUCGCGCCCGUGUCGCCCACCGACGCCCACCCUAGCACGGCCUUCACCGCCUGCCCCAACGCCUCGUCGUCGUCGUCCUCGCCCACUUCCGCCCCCGCCGCCCUCCGUCUGCCCCUGCUGCCCGGCGGCCUCGCGCUGCCCCACCGCCGGUGGAUGAACAAGUGGUCCCACCUGCUGGCCCUCGCCCUCGAGUGGCGGUCGGCCCGCGACGCAGUCAACGCGUGGCGCGAGGCCCGGCUCAAGCUGCCGCCCAUCCCCAACGCGCUGGGCGUGCUGCCGCUGAUCAAGCGCCAGACGCUGCCCGUCGUGCACCCGCUCCACCCGGCCUUCUUCGCCAAGCCGCACGACUGGGCGGCCGAGCUCAAGGUCCCGGCGUUCCUCUUCCUGCCGGACAAGCCCGCUCCGGCCCCGUUCCUCUCCUCCGACCUGCGCCUCGAGCUCGCCGCCGACAAGGACAACACCACCCCGUCAUCGUCAGCUGUGGAGUCGGCGACGUGGGAGAAGAAGGAAGACGAGAGCGCGAAGGAGGAGGAGCAGCGGCUGGAGCGGUUCCUAAAGUCCUCCUCCACCACUGAGGCGGAGGGCGCAGUGCGGCCCCUCUUCUUCGCCUGCGGCGGGCUGGUCGACAGCCAGUCCUCCGCUCGGGCGGUGCUCGACGUGGCGGCCCGACUGGCCGACAAGACGCGACGGCAGGUGGUCCUCUUCAUUCGAGACGAGGACGGGCCGGCCAAGGUACAGCCGGCCGGUGGGGCCGACGGCGAGGGGCCAACGUCGACGGACGCAGCAGCAGCGAUGACGGAAGACGGCGACGGCGUGGUGGACGUGCACCCCGGGUGGGCCGAGCUGAUCUACGCGCCCGGGGCCAUCCCAGACUCGCUGUGCGUGGUGUCUCGCCUCAGCUACGCCUCCAUCCUGCCCAAGUGCAGCUGCGCCGUUAUCGACGGCGGUCACGCCAUCACCGCGGCGACCAUUCGAGCCGGUGUGCCGCUGGUCUGUGUGCCGAUUGACGAUCGCGUGUCCUGGUUCUGGGCCAACCGCGCCCACGAAAUCGGCAUCGCGCCGCAGCCCAUUGCCCGCACGCAGCUCACCGCCGACGCCCUCCUCCAGGCCAUCGACCGCGCCACCUCGGCCCAAACCACACAGAGCCACAGGCUGCGGGAGCUGAGCGCAAAGGUCAACGCCGAUGGUGACGGCGUGCGCAAGGUGGUGGACGCGUUCGAGCGCGUGUGCAUCACCAGCAUAGGGCUCGUGCCCACCUCCGACUACGCCGACGUGUCGACGGCCUCGGCGCUCUGGCAAGAGCUCACCACCACGGAGAUGGGCGUAGCUCUGGGGGUCGCCACUGGGCUCGCCCUCUUGAUCUGGCUCCUGCUCAAGCUUCUCUUCCUUCUUUUCCUGUGA
Messenger RNA from Acanthamoeba castellanii str. Neff, 1764 nucleotides. RefSeq lists its product as uncharacterized. The record is from RefSeq and is a predicted model, not a curated record. Lineage: Eukaryota; Discosea; Longamoebia; Acanthamoebidae. The coding region runs from base 1 to 1764 and encodes 587 amino acids. The transcript has 7 exons.